This is a messenger RNA of Lodderomyces beijingensis, 5532 nucleotides long. NCBI's taxonomy places the organism in Eukaryota, Fungi, Ascomycota, Pichiomycetes, Serinales, Debaryomycetaceae. The record is from the annotation of a GenBank genome assembly.
AUGGGAGAUGGUAACUUGCCGCUUAAGCAAUUGACAAGCGACUCCAGCACAACGCAGGAGGACAAGCAGGCAGGAAACACACUUGCAUCUGGAGGAUCUGCCAACAGUGACGGACAUGUUUCUGUUUCUGCUUCUGUUCCCAAAAGCCCGUCUGCCCCCAGUGAGAACACAACCGCCAAUCGCGGCACGUACGAGGAGGCCAAUUCAACACAACCGGCUCCCCAAUUCACCUCGGCCCUGGAUAAGGGUGCGGUUGAUGCAAAGCGAGAUGCAAACCACCCUGCCCACAAACACAAAGAUGUCCAUACACCCGCCUCGAUUCAUCUCGCAAAAGACAACCAGAAUCAAGCUGAGCCUCGUCGAUUUAACGAGUCGUUGACUAAACUAGGCCAAAUCUUGAAGCUCGAUCAGAUAGGCAAUCUGCUGGUCGACCACGACGACGACGACAUUAUUACCCGGCUUCUACAAAAGGCUGGAGAAAUGAUGUCGAGAAAUGACCAGCUCCAGUCAACGUUGGAUGCUAAUAAAGUCCUCGUUGAGAAUGCUCAACAGAGGUUUUCUACGGCCGACGAUUUGAUCCACACCAUGAAGAUUGAAAAUGAAAAUCUACGGAAGCAAUUCAAACAGCAGGAAGAGCGGCUCAAGGAGGUCGAAGACGACAGCGUGCAAGCAAAUGCGCAAUUGACACUGGCUCUUCGUCUGAAAUACGAAGCGGACUCGCAGUUGAAGGACCUCAAGGAGUCGCAAAGCAAACUCGAGAUGGAAUUUCUAAACCAGGUGGAGGGCUUGUCAUCCAAAAACAUCAGCCAGAGCAAGGAAUUAAACAGCCUCCGGCUCGAGAUUGGAAGAUACGAGCAGGAAAAGUUUACAACCAGCAUGGAGUUAGCCAAAACGCAAAACGAAGUGUCCUACUUGAAAAGCCAGACCAAAUGGUACGACGAGGAACUAAAGUCUACGCAAGCCAAGUACUCCAAGUUGCUCAAGAAGCAGGAGUCUGUGGAAAUAGCCAAUGGCUCCAUAUCUCUGGACUUGCAAGCUGAGGUUCAAAGCUUGACGCUAUUGGCAAAGGGCCACGAGUCGACAAUUGCCAGUUUAAGGGCUUCGUUGGCAUCGGCGUCAAAAGAAAGUUCAAAGCUUGAAGCCAAGUUGUCCCAAGCAGAGUCACGGUUACACCAGGAGUUGAGUGCAAAGCAAGAAUUGAUUGACUUGACGAAAAUCCAAUCGGACCUGAGGCAGGCUCGAAUACAGCAGCUCGAGGCCUACACGGAUCGCAUAAAGAAAACCUCGGACGAGGCCGUAUCGGCUCUUGAAGUAACAGUGUCGGAUCAGCAGGAAGAGAUCAACGACUUGCAGGAGCGGCUAGCUCGCGCCGAAGGUGCUUUAGCUGGAAAGAAUAAUCUGGAAGACGGAUUGGUUGGCAUUCACGAGGGCGGUAUCUCCCUUGCGUCCUUAUACUCGGAAUACAUGCAUGUUAAAAGGGAAAUGACCUUUGAGCGCACUCAGAAGCAAAAGUUGGAAAAAGAAAUGGAAGGCUUUGUUACAGAGUUGGAUUCGUUGAAAAUCGUCAUGUCGAAUUACCGGGACCAAAAAGAGUUUUAUGACAAUCAUACUGCGGACAUGCAAAAGCAGAUGAGUUCAUUACGCCAGGAGAAAGUUGAGUUGGAGAAGAAACUCAAGUACAUGAACUCGUCAGUACAAGAAACUGACAGGGAAGUAUCAAGAUUGAAAAAAUUGCUCAAGGACGUGGGGCGGCAGUUGUGCUUUGUGUUGAUUCACUCGAAAAUAAGAGAUGGAAAUGAGAGCCCUUUAACCGCGAGCGAAAAGUCAACUAUUGAAGGCAUUAUAAACCGCACGGGGAACACGGAAGAGUGCUAUGAGUCGGACACGGAUAAGCUCAUCACCGAGAGGCUUUUGGACUUUAAGAACAUUGUGGAACUCCAACAGCGGAACGAGGAACUAUUGCUCGCGGUGCGACAGCUCUCAGGGAGAUUGGAACUGCGGGAAGCAGAGUUCGAUCACUCUGAGACGGUGGCUAUUGAGGAAGCCCAGGAAGCAGUCUUGAUGCUAGAGAGCGAGUUGGAAAAUGUCAAUGCACAAGUCCGGAAUCUCACAAAGGAGAGGGACGCUUUCAGUCGUAUCAUUCUGAAUGGCUCUGCCAAUGAAUCUGGCGCUGGUUUAAAGGAGCCGGAUCUUGAGCUACAGAAAUUCAAGGAUGAAUCAGCAGAAGCCUUGAGCCGAAUAUCGCGAGAGUUGCGUGAAGUCAAAGAAUCAAACGCUGAUCUUGCGUCUAAGCUCUUGGCGGCGGAAAAGACAGCAGAGCGUGCACAAUCGAGGGCAUCGAUUUUGCAGAAGUCUGUGGAAAUGGAGCAGGAGCAAAAGGACCAGUCCAAAUCGAAAACCGACUUUUGGAGGUCACGCUCUGAAAAGCUUCAAACCGAGUUGGACCAGCAGCUAAAGUUGGUCAACAACCUCAAGUCCGAGAUUGCGGAAUGCAGGAUCAAUGUCAGCACCUUGCAGCACGAGAUCUCGUACGGGAAAGCAAUGAAAGAGACUUUGGAGAGCGCAAUCUCGACCUUGCAGGGCGACAAGCAGCAUUUAUCAGAGCUUGUGUCGAAUUUGCUGGCCAUUAUUAGAGAUAAACAAGAGGAGUUGAGCGCGUUGGCAGCAAAGAUGAGUGAGUACACCAGGACAAACCAGUCAUUACAGCAAAAGCUUUCCGAGGCGCAGGAGCGAUCUCAAAUUCUAUCGGGCCAAUCCGAGAUGUCCAUCAAGUCUCAGAACACAAAGUUAGAGCAAAUAAACCAGUUGAGCUUGCAGUUGUUGCACACCAAAGACGAAUUGUUGCAAAAAGAACGACUACUAGCAGACUUGCACCACCACCAGGGGGGUGCCACUUCAAACUUCCCAACCAAGGCAGAGGUGGAGCAACUAAAGGAAGAGUUGAAGGAAGCAGGAGACCGCAUUUCCGAGCUUGCAAGUUCAAUACAGGAGAAAGAAAAAUUGCUUGAGAAGGAAAGGAGGGAAUCGGAGCAAGCACUAGCAUCGAAAGGAUUGGAAAAGGCUUCGGCUGAUGCAGAAAUCACACGACUCACUCAAGUGAUUAAUUCCAAGAUCGAGGAGCAGAACAACACAAGAAAGACGUUUUUGAAGGAGUUGAAUGAAGCUCGGUCGAAACUAAGGUUACACCAGGAAAAGGUUGACCAGUAUGACAAGGUAGAGCAGAGAUUCCAACUUCAGUUGGACAAAACCAACCAAGAAUUGAUUGAUCUGAAGACUUUUGCAAGAGAGUUGGAAAACAGAAUCAAGGCCGAUAACUCCAAAACGCGCGGUUUGCAUCAGCAAAUUGAUAUCUUGAAAGCCAAAGCGGAAGAACAGGAGGAUAGCAUCAAAGCGUUGGAAGCACAGAUACAGAGAAGCCGGGAAUCUUUCAGUGAGACUGAACGGAGACUCUUAUCCGAUAAACUUGAGCUUCAACAGGCCAGUUCCAAGACCUCAACAAGAGUCGCCGAGUUGGAAGAGCAGAAUAGACUUUUGCUUGGUCAAAUCGAGGUUAGCAAAAGCGCGCACGGCCCCAGUUCUGACAGGCCCGAGGAAAUCUCGCAAAUAAUCGGCUUCUUGCGCCGCGAAAAGGAAAAAAGCGAUGCCAGAUUGCCCGUGUUGGAAGAGGAAAAUGUUGCCUUGCGGGUUAAAAUCGAAUCGUUGCAAAAUGAAGUAUCGUCACGCCAAAACGGACAACAGCAGGCUUCCAUAAAUCUAGGGGCAGACGUGGCGGAGCAUGCCAACUUGACCACUCAGUUGGACCAGCUAAGUGCUUUGAGGGAAAGCGUGAACCUGUUGACGCAGGACAAUGGCAGAAAGAACGAAGUAAUCUCCAACAUGAACUCGGUUGUCACGAGACUACAGUCAGAGCUAGAAAACGCAAAACAGACUUAUCAAAACAAGCUUGCCCAGUUUGAUCUUGAGCUGCAGCGGGUGAGGAUGCUCACCGAGGAGACAACUCGUUUAACCAACUUGUUAAAGAAUGUCGGGGCUCGCCAACAGGAAACCAACGCUCCUGCAGCAGCACCCCCACCCCCUCCUUCAGAAGCGCAAAAAACACCAGCAUCUGAAAUAGCUAAAAUGCAGGAACAGAUGGAUAAGUUGAAAACGAAAGCAAACGAGAGAAUCAGGCAGUUGAGAAGUGAGCUAGACUCCAAGGUGGAGGAUGUCACCAAGGCGAAGAAUGCGGAGAUACAACAGUUGCAAGAGAAAUACGAAGAGUUGGUGGGCAAAUUAUCCUCCAGGGACUCGAAAGACUCGAAGGAAUCAAAGGAAUCCAAGGAGGCAAGCUCUGGCGCAACCAACGUUGAUGCGAGAGAUCUGGAGAGAAUUGCGGCGCUUAGCAAAGAGCUCAAAGCUGUGCGGGAGCAAAGUGCAACUUUGGUUAAGGAAAAGAAUGAGUUGGUGUCAAGAUUGGCAAAGAUGAAAUUCAACAACCCGGAUCCGGCAAAGGCACCCGGUGCAGCAGAAUUGCAGGAGAGUCAGAAGAAGUAUAAGGAAUUGGAAGGCGUUUUGAAAAAAACACAAGACGAGUUUCAAAAAAGGAUAGAGGAAGAGAAGGAUAAAGUGAGGGUGUCCGUUGAAAAGAAAUUGGAGUUUAGAAUGAAGAUUUUGAGCAGGAAAUUGGAAAAUUAUGAAAACGGGGGUGGCUCUACAAGAGUGAGAGCAGCGCCUCCUGCUGUUCCUCUGCUGACAGAGUCGCUGGAGCCUAAAACUUCGCCUGCACCGCUGGACAAAUCCUCGCUUGCCGCCGCUAAAGCACCAACGUCAACGCCCACGGGACAAACACGACAGCAGCCAAAAAACAAUGCAUCUCAGCAGUCUGUGGUUCCAGUCAUUGCAGAGCAUGUGUUUAAUCAAGUACCACAGUCUGCGCAUAGUGUUGCGCCACCGCAUUCAGCCACACUGUCGGGCAAUUCUCAAAUGCAGUCCCCGUUGACCCUCCGCAUGGAGAAUUCUCAGCAAAAUGAACCCAAUCUGUCAUUGACGAAUCCAGCACGACAAGAGCAGCCAGCAACUGAAAACCCCACUGGUUCUCCAGCACAUGUCGUACCAUCGUCAUCAUCAUCAUCACCAACAACAACAACAUCAACCACAACCGCUGCACCACUGCAAACGCAAGUGCAAGUUGAAACGGCUCAACUGAAGCCCACGCUAGUGACACCGGAAUCAGGGGGGCAAGUCACACCAGAGCUGAAUCCGUCACAAGCACCAUCACAAGCACCGUUACAAGCAGCAGCACCAACGCAGGCAACACCGGUAAAAACGACAGCCACUGCAGCUCCCGCUAAUCAAUUGCAAAAUCAACAACCAAAACCGCAGAUCAAAACUUUAGCUUCAAGGCCGCAAAUCGGAAAAGAGGCCGUGAUAGCUAAACGGCCCGAGAUUGCUAGACCUGAGCCAAGAGCACGAAACCUGAGCUUACCAAAGAACGAAAAAAAGCGCUCAUUCGAAGACGAGAGGCCGAAAAUCAAGAAAACCAGAAAGGAUUAA